AUGGUAAGCUCAAUUGGUAUCUCUAAUUUACCUAACCAAAGAUUUAAAGUGAUAAGCGAAAAAGGUGGUACCUUUACUUUGAUGGUAUGUGGUGAAAGUGGGUUGGGUAAAACUACUUUUAUCAACACCUUGUUUCAAACCACUUUAAAGCCGGUUGAUCUUCAACAACAGAAACGUCGUCAGUUACCAAUUAAAAGAACCGUUGAAAUUGAUAUCACCAGGGCUAUCUUAGAAGAAAAAAAUUUUCAGCUACGUGUUAACAUCAUUGACACGCCAGGGUUUGGAGAUAAUGUGAACAACAAGCGUGCAUGGCAACCAUUAAUCGAUUUUAUUGAUGAUCAACACGAUUCCUUUAUGCGUCAAGAACAACAACCUUAUCGUGAUGUGAAAUUCGACCUAAGGGUCCACGCUGUUUUAUAUUUUAUUAAACCUACUGGCCAUGGUUUGAAACCUUUAGAUAUUGAAACGAUGAAAAGAAUUUCAACAAGAGCUAAUUUGAUUCCAGUUAUAGCUAAAGCUGAUACUUUGACACAGCAUGAAUUACAGAUCUUUAAAUCUAGAAUCAGACAAGUCAUUGAAGCUCAAGAGAUUAGAAUCUUUACACCACCUAUUGAUUCAACAUCCUUUGUUUCAAAUGACCCUAAUAAAGAUUCUACGGAAUCAGAUAAUAAUGACAAUAAUGGUAUAUCUCAAAUAUUAAAUCAGGAUGCUGCGGCUAUUGAACAUGCAAGACAGUUGAUUGAAUCCAUGCCAUUUGCUAUCAUUGGAUCUGAAAACAAAUAUGAUGAUGGUAAUGGUAAUUUAGUCUCUGGUAGAAAAUAUCCAUGGGGUUUAGUAGAAGUAGAAAAUGAUACUCAUUGUGAUUUCCGUAAAUUGAGAAGUCUUUUAUUAAGAACAUAUCUUUUAGAUCUGAUCUUAACAACGGAAGAAAUACAUUACGAAACUUAUAGAAGAUUAAGGUUAGAGGGAAGCAGCAGUAGUGGUGACAAUAAUGCAAAUGGUGAAGACGAUGGAUCAUCAUCGGCCAUGCCUGUUAAACCGCCAGCAAGAAAGUUGUUUCAUAAUCCCAAAUUUAAAGAAGAAGAAAACGCAUUAAAGAAAUAUUUCACUGAUCAAGUUAAAGCAGAAGAGCAAAGAUUUAGGCAAUGGGAACAAAAUAUUGUGAAUGAAAGGGUAAGAUUAAACGGUGAUUUAGAAGAUAUUCAAAAUAAAGUUAAAAAGUUGGAAGAACAAGUUAGAGCUUUGCAAUUGAAAAAACGUUAA
Molecule: messenger RNA, 1263 nt
Organism: Arxiozyma heterogenica
Lineage: Eukaryota; Fungi; Ascomycota; Saccharomycetes; Saccharomycetales; Saccharomycetaceae
Gene: CDC12
Product: septin CDC12
Exons: 1
Coding region: 1-1263 (420 amino acids)
Biological process (GO): cytoskeleton-dependent cytokinesis; intracellular protein localization
Cellular component (GO): cytosol; septin ring; cell division site
Molecular function (GO): GTPase activity; GTP binding; molecular adaptor activity
Source: RefSeq, a predicted model, not a curated record